AUGGCUCUUCCACCAAAGUUCUCCGGACAGCUCCUGGCCUCAACAUCCGGCAGCGAAGCAAAGCAUACAAUUGAACUCUAUCUCGAUUAUGUCUGUCCUUUCAGUGCCAAAAUCUUCAAGACUUUCUAUGGUAGUGUCGCACCGGUUAUCGAGGAGAAAUACACAGAUCCAGGCAUCCGCGUCAUCUUCCGCCAGCAGAUCCAGCCAUGGCAUCCCUCCUCGACAUUGACGCACGAAGCCGGGGUUGCUGUGCUGAGGACUGCGCCCCAGUCUUUCUGGCCAUUCUCGAAGAAAUUGUUCGAUAACCAGAAAGAUUACUUUGAUGUCAAUGUUGUGAACGAGAGCCGCAAUGAAACCUACAAGAGGCUUGCGAAGUUGGCCGGUUCGGUCGAUGGUGUCGACGAGAAGACCAUCCUGGAUCUACUUUUGGUGACUGACACGCCGGGUGAGGAUGGCAGCCUCAACAUCGGCAACAAGGUCACGGAUGACGUGAAGUUCCAGGUGAAGGCGAACCGAGUGACAGGCGUUCAUGUCACACCAACAGUUUUGUUCAACGGGGUCGAGGAACGGAGCAUCAGCUCCUCUUGGACUUUCGAGCAAUGGGACGAGUGGCUGAAGAAGAACGCAACUUGA
This is a messenger RNA of Cladophialophora yegresii CBS 114405, 633 nucleotides long. RefSeq lists its product as uncharacterized. NCBI's taxonomy places the organism in Eukaryota, Fungi, Ascomycota, Eurotiomycetes, Chaetothyriales, Herpotrichiellaceae. The coding region runs from base 1 to 633 and encodes 210 amino acids. The record is from RefSeq and is a predicted model, not a curated record. The transcript has a single exon.